Molecule: messenger RNA, 1143 nt
Organism: Trichoderma asperellum CBS 433.97
Lineage: Eukaryota; Fungi; Ascomycota; Sordariomycetes; Hypocreales; Hypocreaceae
Biological process (GO): siroheme biosynthetic process
Molecular function (GO): precorrin-2 dehydrogenase activity; protoporphyrin ferrochelatase activity
Source: RefSeq, a predicted model, not a curated record
CGCUGCGUUUGCCUUAUCAAGACUCCGAAAAAUCUCCAAUUCCGCCACUGUGAAAGGCAAACCAACCAUAGCUUGAACCUUGACUGAAGAGGAUAUUUGAAUCGGAUUUGGAUAUCACCAUCCUAUCGCCUCAAACCACACAUCGAAAGCUACUUUAAUACGAAAUUCAACGAUGAGCAAAUCAUUCCCACAAGUGCAGCCUGGAGGGAGCUUGAUUCUCGCCUGGCGCAUCAAGGACAAGCAUGUCUUGGUGGUGGGCGGUGGCGAGGUUGCGUCUGGCCGCAUUCUCAACUGUCUCAACGCGGAUGCCAAAGUCACUGUCGUCUGCCCUGCGUCCGGGCUAAAUGAAGAGGUCGCAUACCGAAUCGCGGAGAAGCAAGUUACACAUAUCGACAGGCUGUUCGAGCCAUCCGAUCUGGACAAGACAGACAUGGUGCUGGUCGCUAUCGACGACCCGGCAGCCUCUACGGCUAUCUGGAAACUGUGCAAGGAGAAGAGAGUCCCGGCCAACAUUGCGGACGUGCCCCACGAAUGCGAUUUCUACUUUGGCAGCGUCCAUCGCGAUGGGCCGCUGCAGAUCAUGGUCAGCACCAACGGCAAGGGACCGCGACUGGCGGCAUCUCUACGGCGGCACAUAGCGAGCCAAUUGCCGCAGAAUGUCGGGAAUGCUAUUGAGACAAUUGGAGAGCUGAGAUCACGGCUGCGCAAGGUUGCGCCCAACCAUGAAGACAGCCAGAAGCGGAUGCGAUGGAUGUCCAAAGUCAGCGAAGCCUACAAGUGGGAAGAGAUGAGCCAGCUCACAGAAGAGGACUUGGAAAACCUCUUGCUGUUCUACCCCGCAAACAAAGUUCCGGAUAUCGAUAUUUUGAAAUCCCUUCGCGGUCCCGAUAACGACGUCAAGAAGCUCGACGUCUUUGACGGAUCAUUUGGAUUCAGCGUGGGGUCGUAAUCAUAACGCGGAGACGGAAAAAAAAAAGUUGUGUGACUAUUUUGUUGUGCAGGAAAUUGGCGCUCAAUGGUUGUCUUUUCUGGCUAAUUGGAUAUGGAAGUUGGCGUUGAUGUACUGUAACGAGCAAGCGCAGAGUGUCUUGGCUACCAAUAGAAAUGACGAAUUCCUCUCUUUCAGUUUCAGCUAUUUUGGAA